Molecule: messenger RNA, 5901 nt
Organism: Paralichthys olivaceus (Japanese flounder)
Lineage: Eukaryota; Metazoa; Chordata; Actinopteri; Pleuronectiformes; Paralichthyidae
Gene: acsl3b
Product: acyl-CoA synthetase long chain family member 3b
Biological process (GO): long-chain fatty acid metabolic process; neuron differentiation; long-chain fatty-acyl-CoA metabolic process
Cellular component (GO): endoplasmic reticulum; plasma membrane; lipid droplet
Molecular function (GO): long-chain fatty acid-CoA ligase activity
Source: RefSeq, a predicted model, not a curated record
CAGUCAGGGGGUUUCCCUGAGCAAAAAGCACUUUCUGAGCGCAGCCAUGGUCUCGUCGGUGGACGAUGACCACAGACUGUAAAUGGCCACAGGCUGUUCAUGACGGAACAACCGACAGACUGCUCCUCCGUCUGUGACCGCGAGUAACCCCACUGACGUCCCCGCUGCUGCAAGCACGCGCCACCACCGGCGCUCCAAUCGCUGACGGAGCGUGGUCGUGACGUCACACAGCAGCUUCCGGGCUGGCAGCAGUGUUCCCGGCGAUGCUCAGAUUUUGAGGUUUCACCAGUUUUAGACCCGUUUUGUCUUGAAAUGGAACAACGUGUUUGAUUCCCAACAAAACACGCCGCGUCUGAAAGAUGAUAUCAGUGUAGAAUAAGAAGGUCCCAGUCGCCGGGAUACAGUGACGCGCUCCGGUGGCUCCUCGGCUCAGACGUAGCGAAGGAGAAAGGAGGUCUGGUUGUCCUGCUGCACAGAAGAAUCUCCGCCUGCAACCUUCACCUUCAGCAGCAAGUAAAUACCUUACAGAGCAGUGACAAGUGCGUCAUCAUUGCGCUCCUGGUUUGAUUCCCCUCCAGCAAGGACUUCAUCUGUGAAGAUGAAGUUAAAGGAGGACAUGAACCCCCUGCUACUGCAGGUGUUCCGCUCUGUUGUCUGGGUCUACUCUGUCAUCACCUUUAUACCCUGGUACUUCUUCUCCGGAGCAGGCAGUAAUUUGAAACAGGCACGCCGCAUAAAGGCGCUCUCAGUGAGCAAUCACCCAGCGGGUCCCUACAGGGCCAUCAACAGUCAAGAGAAGCUGGUAGCAUGGCUGCACCCUGGGGUGGACACCCUGGAUAAAGUGUUUGAAUACGCUGCAAAGAGGUUUCCACAGAGAGACUGUCUGGGCACCAGGGAGGUUCUCAGUGAGGAGGACGAGAUCCAGCGUAAUGGGAAGAUCUUCAAGAAGGUAAUUCUGGGCAACUACAACUGGCUGUCAUACGAGGAAGCCUACCAGGCAGCAAAGUGUUUUGGCAGCGGCCUUGCGUCUCUUGGCCAGAAGCCUCAGUGUAAGAUCGCCAUCUUCUGUGAGACCAGAGCAGAGUGGGUGGUGGCAGCACAAGCCUGCUUCAUGUACAAUUUCCCACUUGUGACGCUGUACGCCACCCUUGGACCCACGGCUAUCGCCCACGGCCUGAAUGAGACAGAGGUGACACAUAUCAUCACAAGCAAAGACCUGCUUCAUAGCCGACUUAAGGCCAUACUGUGUGAUGUGCCGAGGCUGCAGUACGUCAUUGUAGUGGACAGUAAACCCACAAGCUGGCCAGACAUCCCCAGAGGCAUCAUGGUCUACAACAUGGAUGCUGUGAAGGAGAUGGGAUCCAAGCCUGACAAUAUGGCUGUCGAGCACAGACAGCCGCAAUCCUCGGACAUCGCUGUCAUAAUGUACACCAGCGGCUCCACAGGCAUCCCCAAGGGUGUCAUGAUCUCCCAUGGCAACAUUAUUGCUGGUAUCACUGGCAUGGCUGAGAGAAUUCCUAACCUCAAUGAGACAGACACCUACAUUGGCUACCUGCCGUUGGCCCAUGUUUUAGAGCUCAGCGCUGAACUGGUGUGCAUCUCUCAUGGCUGUCGCAUCGGUUACUCCUCCCCUCAGACUCUGGCCGACCAGUCCACAAAGAUAAAGAAGGGCAGUAAAGGAGAUACCAGUGUGCUAAAACCUACUCUCAUGGCUGCUGUACCAGAGAUCAUGGACCGGAUCUACAAGAAUGUGAUGACCAAAGUGGAGGAGAUGAGCAAGUUCCAGAAGACGCUCUUUGUGCUGGCUUACAACUACAAGAUGGAGCAGAUCUCUAAAGGCUACAGCACGCCUCUCUGUGACAGUCUGGUUUUUAAACGGGUGCGUUCGCUGUUGGGAGGCAACACGCGGGUGCUACUGUCUGGCGGAGCGCCGCUCUCAGCUGCCACACAGCGCUUUAUGAACAUCUGCCUGUGCUGCCCUGUGGGGCAGGGCUACGGCCUGACGGAGACCUGUGGAGCCGGCACUAUCAGCGAGGUUUGGGACUACAGCACAGGACGGGUUGGUGCUCCACUCAUUUGUUCAGAGAUCACACUUAAGGACUGGCAUGAGGGUGGUUACUUCAGCACAGAUAAGCCCAACCCACGGGGAGAAAUCUUGAUCGGCGGGCCCAAUGUAACGAUGGGUUACUACAAAAACGAAGUCAAGAAUCGUGAGGACUUUUUCGUGGAUAAGAAUGGCCAGAGAUGGUUCUGCACUGGAGACAUUGGGGAGUUCCACUCGGACGGAUGCCUCAAGAUCAUCGAUCGUAAAAAGGACCUGGUGAAGUUGCAGGCAGGCGAGUACGUGUCUCUAGGGAAAGUGGAGGCUGUGUUGAAGAACUGCCCUCUCAUUGACAACAUCUGUGCCUAUGCUAACAGUGACCACUCGUAUGUGAUCAGCUUUGUGGUGCCGAACCACAAGCAGCUAAUGGCACUGGCGGAGCAGAUGCAGGUGCAGGGCACGUGGGAGGAGCUCUGCAACAACUCACAGAUGGAGAAAGAGGUCCUUCACAUCAUUACUGAAGCUGCUAUCUCAGCAAAACUGGAGCGAUUUGAGAUCCCCAAGAAGAUCCGGCUGAGUUCUGAGCCCUGGACACCAGAGACUGGCUUGGUCACCGAUGCGUUCAAACUGAAACGCAAGGAGAUCAAAACGCAUUACCUGGAAGACAUUGAGAGGAUGUACGGUGGAAAAUAACACACUCCAAACCACACACAAACACACUCACACAUACCCAAGGAACUCAAAGGCCUCUACCAGGACAACAUGGAGCUGUAAGUUAGAUACAGGUAACACACACACAUUAAUACAGACGCAAAGAGCGUCUCAUACACCUCUUCAUCCUCGGCUUCCCUGCGACCAGCUUUGAUCAAAAGAGGGGACUUUGUUCUUGAAUCCGACUAAAUGCUUUCUGUGACGACCAAAAGGCAAGAAGGUCCCCCGCAGACAACGGAACCAGCCAGACACUAACGAUGCAACGCACUCACCACUACUCUUUGAUGGAUUUUUUGUUUUAGCCCCUUCGAGUUGCUAUGACAACUGAGGCGGCACACAAAGUCUGAUGUCUGCAUGACUCGGAGCAAAACAAAUGUCAGGCUAGACGAAUCUGGAUCAGUGUCAGAACCCCCCUCCCUCAUAUCUCUGUUGCUUCUCUUCCUCCCCCUUCGCAUGGUGGUGGACUUGCAGUGCAGACACCUGGCAGGAGACAUGAAUAGAAGGAUCCCUCCUGGACUUUGAAUUCAUGUUCAGGUUGGAGUCUAUGCAGGGAUCUCUAUCAUCUUAUUUUUUUUCAUAGAUAUAUAUGUGUUGCUAUGUUUCCCUCAAGUUUGGUUUUCAGUUUUGAAACCUAUUUGAUUUAGUUGGUUUUUUUUGUAUGUGAGGAAUCUGUGUUGUAAAGCCAUGAGAGAUUGAGCAAUGAAGGUGUUUUUAAAUACUUUUUUCAAGCUGUUAUUCUAUUAUUUUAUUAUUAUUAAGUGUUUAUUUUAUCAUUCCUAUUUUUUGGUUGACAUAUUCUUUAUGCUUAUUUUAUUUUAAAGAACUUUGUAUGCAAGCUUUCUUUCUCCCUUUAUUUUCUCAUGUCCCAAAGUUUGUACAUUUGAGUUUGUGUUUACUGACUUGACUCCAGUCCUCAAUCCCCUCUGAUCUCAACCUUUGCGGCAGAGUUUUUUUCAAUUCCUACACUUUCUGACCAAAUUUAAUUUUUCUCCAUAUUGGAACAGUGCCUCCUACUGGAUGCCUGUGUCUUUUUGGCUAUUUUCUUGGCAUCGUUGAUCCCCUUCAGACCUUUGGGUAUCAAUUUGGGUGUUGAGCAAAGGGGUGAAUGCAGCCAAACGUGUCCUCAACACAUUCUCAGAUCCAAUCGCUCAAAACACGUUUGCAAGAGUUCACAAAGCAUUCUUUUCGCUGUAUUAAUGCCAAUGCAUGCUGGGCCACAUAUGAAGGACCACCCGGCGUCUACUCAGCUGACGUCCUCUGACGAGCUACAGUUUCAUGAUCUAUCAAAUAUAUUUUUAUGCUUCUCAAUGAUCAUACUCAGCCCCUCGUGACUUCACUCUCUCACUCGCUGAGGCACACACAAAAAUUGUCAUCGGAUGAUUGUGUAAACAUAAACUGGGUAAAAACAGCCUGAUUUGUCUUUGGGAACAGAAAUGACACAUGUUUAUUUGCACAUAGAGUAGGGAGGGAGAUUUGAUCACAGGAGUCAUGUUCAGGACUCAUUUUAAAGUCGGGUGUGAACAGGCGUGUGAUCAGAUCUCUCAAGACAGAUGUUGAUUCCAGGUGUGUACAGGGGGAUUGAUCUACAGUAGCCCUGCAGCAGCAACUAAUGACCAAUGCCUCGUAUGGAUGUCUCUAAUGAGGGAACCCAGCCCACUACAGAAAAAUCGCUGGUGUAACCGUACAUGUUACUCCUCUUGCCAUAGGUCUAUUACUUUUAUCCCUUUUUUUAAACUUCUGAAUAUGAUAUACAAAAUGAAUGUGCAAUAUUUAUACACAAAAUGUAAACUGUGUAGGAAGGAUAGUAAUGCACAGACAACAGCCCCUCCAUUGUGUAUGAAUGUCUAGGCCUGUUACUGUCCACCUCAGUGCAUCGUGGGAAGUCUGUAGGAAAAAAAUAAGCCGAGAAAUAGUUAAGAUUAGAACGGUAGAGAGACACUGAUAAAGAAGUCUAGAUGUAGCCCGUUUAUAAGUACCAUGCUGAAAGAUGUGAUUUUUUUUUUUUUUUACAUGAAACUUGUAAGGUGAAAGAUUUUAACUUUUUGGCAUUGUAGAAAUUGCAUGAUGAAAUGUGUGCAACUGUACCAAAGCACCUAAAUAUAUAUUUGAGAGAGAGAAGCCGGAGAACAGCGCUCCCAAGGAAUCCCUCACUCCUUUAAUUAAUCGCGAGCAGACGCUGACUUGACUUCACCGAGUGCAAAUAACGUUUCUCUAUCUCCAAAUUAGUUUAUGUGUAUGAUACCUUUCGUGCAAUGUAUAUAAGAAGCUCUUAGAUUCUGUUAACUGCCAUUUAUUUGAACCCACGUAUAACGGGCACAUUGAUUACUGUAGGUUUUUCAGAUUGGUAGUGAAAUGGCAGCAUAAAUACAAACUUGCUUCAGCAUCUUUUUGUUUUCUUUAGGUUUAUGGACACAAGGUUAAACUGUGUUCGGCCGGUGGUCAACAUCUUUCUUUCAGCUCUUUCUCUCAAUGCAAAUCCUGUUUUGCUUUUACUGAGGACAAAUGGCAGGACACACUGUAGGUAUUGUCAAUAAAACACUCUUACUUAAAUAUCUACGAGCUUAAGACACACGAGUUAUUUUAGCAUGUAGAAAUUUGAAGAUACCCUCAUCAAACUGUUUUUGUAAAUAACAUCUCUCUCCUGACGUUUCAGUGAAAAGUCAGAUUACUGUGCUGUUUGCUGCUCUUUCCUCUGCCCAACCAGAGGCGGCUAGUUGCCUUCAGACACACGUGAGCUAUCUCCAGGUGUUUUAAAGAAUGUGAAGCACUCCCUGAAUUCCGUGGAUAGCACACACACGCUGUGUCCAACUAUCUACACAUCCAUUUGAACUAACGGCAAAGCAAAGACAGCGGGGGGGUGGGGUGUGAAGAUGAAUUUCACGUCUCCUGUUGUUUUCAUUUGCAAUGUAAAUAUUUCUAGAGGGGGUGGGGGAUUGAUGAUCAAACUACCAAUAACUGUACAGGUGUAAAGCCUCCUAUUGACAUAUUUAAUAAUCUUUGUUACUGACAAAAGCUUGGAGUCUCCUCCUCAUUUUUUGUGGUGAAGCAGCCCAGCGAGUCGGGCUAUUGCAAGUGUCUCCUUCUUUAUUUAUUUGUGAUUUGGCCUUGGAAAUUAUGUAAUGAAAUAAACUAAAAGGUUUGUGUUGUAA